AUGAACCUUCAACCGUUUCGUAUCGUGCAGCCGCUCUCCCGCAUCCUUCAUCGCACCAUGCAUCAGAUGCUGUGUGAGCCCCAGCGAACCUUACCAGUCGCAGUGACCGACGCGCUCAUCACGUACUCUCUCUACGAGCAGGUGCCACACGCGGAGCUGCUGGAGGCCCUUCUGGCUGGUCUGAAGCAGGCACAGCAUGCAGAGGCCGUGCUAACCAGCGACAAUCUUUUUGUGCCCUUGAAAGCGGUGCGGCGCACACUCGCCGGUGUGCAGAAUUUUCCCUUCACCACAGCUGAGCUGAAGGCGUUGAAGCGCGACGUUGAGGUGAGUGUGGUGCGAGAUAUCACGCGACUCUCCACGGACGACCUCUCAUCUGCCGACGUAGGGCUGCUCUGGGGGUGCGCCACGCAGUGCUCCCACUGGGACUGCGUAGAGGAGCUACUCCGGCACUUCCCGCUGUCGAGUACGCUCAGCUUGCAGAGCCCGACGGAGUACCGCGAUUUGGUGAUGGGAGUGUGCACUCCUCAGUUUGUAUCGAAGACUCAUCCGCGCAGUAUUUACGGCGAAGGCGGGGUUGCUGCGGCGCUCGCGGGGAGGGGAGACGCGGCCCCUCCUGUGCGCCACGCUGAAACAUUCAUCCAACGCAUUCUCGGCGCUGAGAAGGUGGGCCAACGAUGCCGCGAGGCGCUUGUGGCAAGCUCGCUGUCGCUCCUCGUGAAUGGCGGCUCGGCAGCAGACCCGACUGCCCUAGAAGAGCGAGACCUUCACGCCAUCACGUGCGUCAUGUUCGCUGCCGCCCUCAACCUGCAGUGUGACGUACCGGGUUGCUCGACCCUCGCCUUUCCCUUCUCCGCGGCUGAGUGGGCGCAGUACGUCGGUAGUACGGACCGAAGUGCAAUCGGCAGCAGCACUACUCAGUGUGUUCUGCCGAGCACGAUUGGAGGACUCUCGCUUCCUGGGUGGUACCGUCGAGUGGUCGCCCUGCAUCAGCGCUCCGUUCCGGACGUUGCGCGUGCCUCCUUCUCGGCUGCUGUGGCGAGCGACUUGCUGCGGCUGUACCAGCGCGUCGAUACAGAGUCGCUGGAGUCCUUCUUCUUCUCAUUCCUGCCGCUGGUGAUCGCUGCGGCGCCGCACAUGGACUGCAGGACUGUCUUGCGUGGCUAUCACAACGACGUUAUGUUGAAACUUUUUGGGGUCACUUCCUCUGCUUCUUCUGCCACCAACAAUGAUGGAAAUCGCGCUGUGGCGAUGGGGCAACGCGGGAGGUGGACAGCCAAGGAGGCCUCGGCUUUGGCAACCCCAGUGCUUGACACUACUGCCACUUCCUGUGCAAUCUCCGCUGAUAUGGCCAUGCGGGUUAUGCUGGCGGAGGUGUGCGUCCAGGAAAGGGGGAAGCCGCUGCCGGAGGCCCACGUGCCCGCAAUGGAGUCCAUGCUGCGCACCGUGGUGGGCCAUCUACGCUAUCACCUGCAUGGUGAACCGCGGUACCACACGAGACCGCGGCGCACCGUCACUGCCGGCGAACUUCCGGCGUCGCUGUGGAGAGCAUGGAAUUCGCAACGCACCUCGCUGCUUGCGACUGUGCUCAGUGAGGUCCAGGAGCGCAUGUCCGGAAGUGCUGGUCAGAGAUCAUCGGCGAGAGCCCUCAUGGACCUUGUGGGGCAGGGCCUUCAGCUGCUCCGUCCACUCAUAUCGAUGGAAGUCAUCGAAGAACGUGGAACUGCGCGAAUGGUGACCCACCUCUUGUCUUCUGGCAGAGAUGCUGCGCUGGAGGUUGGCGGUGCCUCGUACGAGGUGGAGCUGCAGUCCUUUGCGGUGCAGCACACGCAAGAUGGCUUUACGCGUACCGAUGUGGCGACCAUCGUGCAAGCCAUGGAGGAGCACAGGGACCACGGCUCCAAUAACGGUGGUGCUGAGGGGGAUGCGAAGGUGCACCGCAUUUUGGAGGGGCUAAAGGCGGCAGAACAGACGUUACCGCUGCGGUCGUGGUCAUAG
Messenger RNA from Leishmania braziliensis MHOM/BR/75/M2904, 1995 nucleotides. RefSeq lists its product as hypothetical. The record is from RefSeq and is a predicted model, not a curated record. Bases 1 to 1995 code for a protein of 664 amino acids. The transcript has a single exon. Lineage: Eukaryota; Euglenozoa; Kinetoplastea; Trypanosomatida; Trypanosomatidae.